CAUAUGAGAAUCCACACAGGAGAGAAACCCUUUAACUGCUCUGACUGUGGGAAAAGCUUCGGUAGGAGCUCAGAUCUUGUUACACAUAUGAGAAUCCACACAGGAGAGAAACCCUUUUAUUGCUCUGAGUGUGGGAAAAGCUUCAGUAGGAGCUCAAAUCUUUUUCGACAUCAGAGAACCCACAAUGGAGAGCUAUGUUUCAAUCCCUUUAACAGUGGGGAAAGCGUCAGUGAGAGCUCAGACCUUGUUAGACAUCAGAGAAUCCACACAAGGGAGAAACCUUUUUACUGCUCAGACUGUGGGAAAAGCUUCAGUCAGCGCUCAAAUCUUGUUACACACAAGAGAAUCCACACAGGUGAGAAACCCUUCAGCUGCUCUGACUGUGGGAAAAGCUUCAAUCAGCACUCAAGUCUCAUUAGACAUAAGAGAAACCACACAAGGGAAAAACUUUUCAAUUGCUCUGACUGUGGGAAAAGCUUCAGUGAGAGUUCACAACUUGUUAGACAUAGGACAGUCCACACUGGGGAGAAACGCUUCAUCUGCUCUGACUGUGGGAAAAGCUUCGGUAGGAGCUCAGAUCUUGUUACACAUAUGAGAAUCCACACAGGGGAGAAACCCUUCAGCUGCUCUGACUGUGGGAAAAGCUUUCAUGGGCGCUCACAUCUUGUUAAGCAUAGGAGAAUCCACACAGGAGAGAGACCCUUUUCCUGCUCUGAAUGUGGGAAAAGCUUCAGUAGGAGCUCAAAUCUUUUUAGACAUCAGAGAACCCACAAUGGAGAGCCAUGUUUCAUCUCCUCUGACAGUGGGAAAAGCUGCAGUGAGAGCUCAGACCUUGUUAGACGUUGGAGAAUCCACACAGGGGCGAAACCCUUUUACUGCUCAGACUGUGGGAAAAGCUUCAGUCAGCGCUCAAAUCUUGUUACGCAUAGGAGAAUACACACAGGGGAGAAACCCUUCAGCUGCUCUGACUGUGGAAAAAGCUUCAAUCAGCAGUCAAGUCUCAUUAGACAUAAGAGAAAUCACCCAAGAGAAAAACCUUUCAGUUGCUCUGACUGUGGGAAGAGCUUCAGUGAGAGUUUACAACUUGUUAGACAUAGGAUAAUCCACACUGGGGAGAAACCCUUUAGCUGCUCUGACUGUGGGAAAAGCUUCAGUAGUACUUCACAUCUUGUUACACAUAUGAGAAUCCACACAGGAGAGAAACCCUUCAGCUGCUCUGACUGUGGGAAAAGCUUUCAUGGGCGCUCACACCUUGUUAAACAUAGGAGAAUCCACACAGGGGAGAAACCUUUUUGCUGUUCUGACUGUGGGAAAAGCUUCAGUUGGAGCUCACAUCUUAUUAAUCAUAAGAGAAUCCACACAGGAGAGAAACCCUUUAACUGCUCUGACUGUGGGAAAAGCUUCAGUAGGAGCUCAAGUCUUGUUACACAUAGGAGAACCCACACAGGGGAGAAACCCUUUGAUUUCUCUGUGUGUGGGAAAACCUCGAGUCAAUGCUCAAAUCUUAACAAUCAUCAUGCAAUACACACAGGAGAAUCCUAAACCUCCCUUGCUGCAAUUUAAGCCUCUUUCUCCUUCUCCUAUCAUCAGAGGCCAAGGAGAACAAUUUUUUCCCCUUCUCCUUGUAACAUCCUUCUAGGUACCUGAAAGUUGCUAUCACGUCCUCUCCCAGUCUUCUCUUUUCCAAAAUAAACAAACCCAUUUCUUUCAGUAUUCCCUCGUAGGUCCUAUUUUCUAGACCUUUAAUCAUUUUUGUUGCUCUUCUCUGGAGCCUCACUAAUUUGUCCACAUUUUCUUGAAAUCUGGUUCCCAGAACUGGAUACGUAGUCCAACUGAAACCUAAUCAGAGUAGAAUAGAAGAAUUACUUCUCAUGUCUUGCUCACAACGUUCCUGUUAAUGCAACCCUAUAACUUCUCAUUCUGCAGGAAAAAGUUCAUUCAGCACUCAGAACUUGUUAGGCAUAGGAGACUCCAUACAGGCAAGAAACCACAUAACCUAAGUUCCCUGUAAGCUGUGUGGUCAUACAGCCUUACUGCAGCCUAAUAAAUGCCUAGCAAGCAUUUUAGGCCUAUGGUAGGGAUUGAUGCCUCUGCUACUCAUGGGUCUCAACCCCUGCCCAGACCUGCGAUGACCGGCAGACAGUUGGCUAUUCCACAGCCCCAGAGCUGCUAUGGCAAGGAGAGGUGCCUCCUCCCUUGGUCCCACACUAGCAUAUGAGCUGAGGGAGAGAAAGCUGGUGGAAGUCUUUUCUCCCCAAAUGUAGCCCUUUGGUGGCCUGCCCCUCAAACCUCUCCAUCCUUGGCCCACCCUACAUAUCAUUCCUCCACAGCUCAAACCUGUCUCAGCCCUGAGCCCCUCAUCCCCGACUUCACCCCAGAGCCAGCCCUCCCUGCUCUCCAGCUCUUUGCCCCAGCUCUGAGCCUUCUUCGCAAAAUCCAAGCCCCUGAGUGCCACUCCUACCACAUGUAUUUUGUUCUGUGCACCAAUAUGGGGAUGUGUCACACUUCUCCCCAUAUUGGGGCCCCUAACAAAACUUGUUCACAUUUGUGAGAAAAAUAGGUGGAGCACAGUGUAUAAUUGCUGUGAUUGAGAGAAGCUUCUGUGGGAGAUCAGACCUUGCUAGACAGGAGAAUCCACACAAGAGAGGAACCCUUCAGCUGCUCUGAUGGUGGGAAAAACUUGGUAGGCGCUCAAGUCUUCUUAGUCAUGAGAGAACCCACACAAGGGAGAUACCCUUUAGUUGCUCUGACUGUGGAAAAAGUUGUAGGAAGAGCUCAGAUCCUAUUGCACAUCAGACAGUUCAUAUAUGAUAGAAUCCCUAUAACUGCUCAGAUUGUGGGCAAAGGUUCUAUCUGAGCUGAUACCUCAUUGAACAUCUGUCACCAGUGAAAGGUGACAGCUGUAGUUCAAGCUGGAAAGCUUUAAUAAGUGUUCACAUGUUCUAUCACAUUGGAGAACCCAAAGAUGAGAUGAAAAAAAACCUGACAGGCAUUUGAGUGAGUACCAGAAGGGGUGCCCAGGCAGUACCACUACUGGGGACAAUCCAAGGGCCUACCGCACAGUGAGGAGCCCUUUCCGCCCCAAGGGAAGCCACAGAGCCCCUCUCAUCACACAACCCCAUUAUCUAGCAAUCCACCUUGCUCCACUGACAAGCCAGCUGGGUGAUGUUUUGCAUGUAAUGAGCUGGGGCACAUGAAAGCCGACUGCCCCAGGAGCACCAGCAGAGUGCAAUUCAUUACACUUUUGGUCAAACCAAGUGUCCUCAGGCCCAGAUGCUUCUCAGAUACCCCCAGAGAAAAGGGAAACUGAAUAUGGGUGGGAAGAAGGUUAUUGCCUGGAAAGAGACUGGAGCACAGGUGUCUGCGAUCUAUCAGUCCCUAGUGGACCUUGAACUCUAACUCCGAGACUCAAGUAACUGUUCAACCCUUCAAGGCAGAUUCCUUUGUCCUAUCCACAGCCAAGUUGUCUCCUAUGUACAAGGGCUGGUCAGGAAUUUGGACUUUUGCAAUCUAAAAUUAUUAUCCCUUUCCUGUACUGAUGGGAGAGGACUGAGACAAGCUGAGAAGGUGGGAAUGGUCACCUGCAGCAGGGCUAAGUAUGCCUCCACACGUAGCCCCAUUCUUGAGCCAUCUACAGGGACCCAGUUUGUAUCCUCAGACAUCCCAAGGCUGGAGACCCAGACAAAAAUGGCAGAACCAGAUCCCAGACGAGCAUCUACAGUAGCAGCAGUGGAUCCAUUGAGAGACCUGAACAAAAAAAAAA
Molecule: messenger RNA, 3763 nt
Organism: Pelodiscus sinensis (Chinese soft-shelled turtle)
Lineage: Eukaryota; Metazoa; Chordata; Testudines; Trionychidae
Source: RefSeq, a predicted model, not a curated record